Messenger RNA from Ambispora leptoticha, 1704 nucleotides. NCBI's taxonomy places the organism in Eukaryota, Fungi, Glomeromycota, Glomeromycetes, Archaeosporales, Ambisporaceae. The record is from the annotation of a GenBank genome assembly.
AUGACCUAUACAGACAACACAAAUAAUUACGCGUCAAAAGAGCACCCGUACUCGCCUCAAACCUCAAACGGGUACAAUAAUAAUGGCGAAACGGGUGAUUACUCGCAGCUUAAUUACAACGACGACGAGUACAUUGACAGCAAAAACACCAAUGACAUUAACAAUUACGGACACGUAAGGCAAGAAUGGUAUAACGACAUGGCGUAUUAUUGGCAUAUCCCAAAUCCAGCUUUUCCCGCAUCAUUUUAUGGGGUUUUUCCAACACCUCCAUUAUCGUCGAUGUCUCUUUCGCCUUCUACCUUAAUGUAUUAUCCACCGCCACUCUCUUCAGCUGGAGAAGUAAAAGAAGAUGAUUCUUUUACGCACGAAAACGACGACAAUAAUGGAAGUUAUUUGAUGAUGUCGUAUAAUCGGUUCCCUUUCUAUUCGGAACGACGAUUUAUCGAGUUACCCUGUGGGGAAUACGAAGACUCGCAACUCCACGCGAAUCAUCGUCCUGCCAACUAUAAUAACACUGAUGCUAUGAGUCCGCGAAAUUACCACAGUGAUGGUGGCAAUGUUCCAUUCGGUAAUAGUUAUCGUUAUUACAAUGAUAACUUUUCAAGACGCAAAUCACCUCCUGGGUACAGUGGUGGUGGAUUACGACACAAUAGAAACUUGAAUAGCAAUUGGCGACGAAAUUUCAGGGGUAGCAACAGCAACACUUUUAGAAAUAGUAAUAACUAUACUAACAAGAAAAACUACAAAUCCUAUUAUAAUGAUUAUUACGAUUCGUUACCAAAUAAAUUCAAUAAUUAUAAUGAUGAUGAUGAUAGUAGUGAAAGCAGUCUUGAAGAAAUAAACUUGAAAAUUUCUAAACAAAUUCCCGUAAUACCAUCAUCUAUUACCAUAUUUUCAACACCACCCGCCUCCGCCUCAUCAUCCGUUGGAUUCGAAAAGCUACCCGUUGACAUUCUAAUUAUAAUUGUGCAGUAUGCUUUUCCGGAUCCCACCUCUUCAUGUUUGACGAAUCUGCGUCUGUUAUCAAAGAGUUUUAACAAAGCAAUACUGAGCGUGCUUCGCGAGUACAUUAAGCAACAGUUAAAUCACCGGUACAACAUCAAACCCAAUUUCAAGUGCACAGAAAGAGCGGAAAAUAGCACUAGAGAUACUUUAACGAAAAAAGAUGAUGGCGACCCCAACGAUGAUGACAAGGAUAAAGAACACAAUGAUGACAGCAACGACUACGUUGACGACGAUGGAAUGUACGUGAUCCCUCAGUUCUUGAGCCUCGCGAGGCCACAAACACUCAAAAAGGUCGUGUGCAUUCUAUGUGGGUAUGCGAGUUCUUACGCGAUGUCUUGUCCGCCACGCGAUCGUAAUGGAUGCGGUCGAAUGUGUUUCAACUGUUACAAACCAAUAAUCUACAACCUGCUUGACUCACGCGUCAAUUUCAAGACGAUACAAGAGCUCAGUGUUUUUCGAAAUCGAUUUUUCGAUUCGAUGGGUAAAUUAGAAUGGUUUGACGCGAUUCCAUGGAAUCACGAUUACGGAAAGAAUAAUAAGUUAGUGAGAUGGAUUACUUUCAACAGAAUGAAAGAUUAUGUAGAGAAAUACUAUCAGCGUAAUGGAAUGUCGACAAUGACUUUGACUGUAACAAAACAAGCUAUAUGGUCAGUUGUGGAGAACUCACCUAAAAAUAUCAACAGGCAAGCAUUAUCUUAA